GUUUGUCGCUCCGGCCAUGCCUGGCGGGGCCCACGAGGCUGUUCCGAGCCCGGUGCGAUUAUGGUAGGUGACGCCCGGGACUCGAUUGGCCCGGCCAUGACCCUGGAGACGCAGGACGCACUGUACGUGGCACUGGAGCUGGCCAUCGCCGCGCUGUCGGUGGCCGGCAACGUGCUGGUGUGUGUGGCGGUGGGCACGUCGAGCGCGCUGCAGACUCCCACCAACUACUUCCUGGUGUCCCUGGCGACGGCCGACGUGGCCGUGGGGCUGUUCGCCAUCCCCUUUGCCAUCACCAUCAGCCUGGGCUUCUGUACGGACUUCCACAGCUGCCUUUUCCUCGCCUGUUUCGUGCUCGUGCUCACCCAGAGCUCCAUCUUCAGCCUCCUGGCCGUGGCCGUCGACAGGUAUCUGGCCAUCUGCGUCCCGCUCAGGUAUAAAAGUUUGGUCACUGGGACACGAGCAAGAGUGGUCAUUGCUGUCCUCUGGGUCCUUGCCUUUGGCAUUGGAUUGACUCCGUUCCUGGGGUGGAACAGUAAAGACAGUGCCACCAACAACUGCACGGAGUCCUGGGAUGGAACCAUAAAUGAAAGCUGCUGCCCUGUGAAGUGUCUCUUUGAAAAUGUGGUCCCCAUGAGCUACAUGGUAUACUUCAAUUUCUUUGGGUGUGUCCUGCCCCCACUGCUAAUAAUGCUGAUGAUCUACAUCAAGAUCUUUAUGGUGGCCUGCAGGCAACUUCAGCGCACGGAAUUGAUGGACCACUCAAGGACCACCCUCCAGCGGGAGAUCCAUGCAGCCAAGUCACUGGCCAUGAUCGUGGGGAUUUUUGCUCUAUGCUGGCUACCAGUACAUGCUAUCAACUGUGUCUCUCUUUUUCAGCCAGCUCUGGCUAAGAAUAAACCCAAGUGGGCAAUGAAUGUGGCCAUUCUCCUGUCACAUGCAAAUUCAGUUGUCAAUCCCAUUGUCUAUGCCUACCGGAACCGAGACUUCCGCUACACUUUUCACAAAAUCAUCUCCAGAUACAUUCUCUGUCAGACAGAUAUCAAAAGUGGAAAUGGGCAGGCCGGGACACAGCCUGCUCUUAAUGUGGGCUUAUGACCUAGGCUCUGGCCUCUUGGAGAAGGCUCAAAUUCAUAAUAAAGAACAGAACAGGACACAACGCUGAUUCUUACUGUGAAAGAUAGCCACAAGCCUAUGCUUUUGAGCAUGCUCCAAGGGUUGACAAAUAGAUUUAUGAUUCUAUUGGGCUGCUCUUACUGUGUGGAGGAUGCUGACGACUUGAAUGGAUUCUAAAAGACUAUUGUUAAGAAUCUGCCUCAUUCAUGGUAGAAAAUGAC
Castor canadensis (American beaver) is the source of this 1334-nucleotide messenger RNA. RefSeq names its product adenosine A2b receptor (gene Adora2b). NCBI's taxonomy places the organism in Eukaryota, Metazoa, Chordata, Mammalia, Rodentia, Castoridae. Gene Ontology annotation, cellular component: plasma membrane. The record is from RefSeq and is a predicted model, not a curated record. Gene Ontology annotation, biological process: vasodilation; adenylate cyclase-activating G protein-coupled receptor signaling pathway; G protein-coupled adenosine receptor signaling pathway. Gene Ontology annotation, molecular function: G protein-coupled adenosine receptor activity.